AUGAACAUACCCAGGAGCCAGCAGCCUUUGAUGGCCGAUAGCAGCACGUUGACCCUAGGGACUUACAAGCUUAGAAAGGAUAACAGCAGGGUCUCUGUUCUCACCAAGUACGAGAUCAUCGGGUAUAUUGCCUCAGGAACUUAUGGGCGGGUUUAUAAAGCCAAAUCCAGAGAUCCAAAGAAGCACGACAAGCUAUACGCUAUCAAGAAGUUCAAGGGGGACUCAAGAGACGGUGAAAUUACUCAUUACUCAGGGAUAUCGCAGUCAGCAUGCCGUGAGAUGGCCCUUUGCCGCGAGUUGAACAACGAGAAUAUCACAGAGUUAAUCGAAACCAUAUUAGAGAAAAAAUGCAUAUAUAUGGUGAGUGUGUUUGCCGAGCAUGAUUUAUUGCAAAUCAUUCAUUAUCAUUCACAAAAUGGCAUGCGGCAAAUUCCAGAAACUUCCAUUAAAUCCAUGAUUUGGCAGAUUCUCAAUGGCGUGUCAUUUCUACAUCAAAAUUGGGUUAUUCACAGAGACUUGAAACCGGCUAAUAUUAUGGUUACUUCAGAUGGUGUGGUGAAGAUCGGGGAUUUGGGAUUGGCAAGAAGAUUCAAUAACCCUUUGCAGACAUUAUUUGCUGGUGACAAAGUGGUGGUCACAAUUUGGUAUAGACUGCCAGAACUUCUAUUAGGGGGCAGGCAUUAUACCCCAGCUAUUGAUUUGUGGUCUGUGGGAUGUAUAUUAGGAGAAUUACUAGCUCUAAGGCCAAUGUUCAAAGGUGAAGAAGCAAAAAUGGAUAAUAAAAAAAAUGUUCCAUUCCAAAAAAACCAAAUGAUGAAGAUCAUCGAAAUAAUGGGGUCUCCAACCGUGCUGAAAUGGCCCUCACUUAAUAAAUAUCCGGAUUACAGGGCAUUUCAAGAACUUAGGGUUCAUCAGGCCAAUUUACAGAGUUGGUUCCAAUCCACUUGUGGGAAUUUUAAUAAAAAGAUUUAUCCAUUGUUACUGGAUUUAUUAGAAUAUGAUCCCGCGAAACGACUAACUGCUUACAAUGGAUUAAUUCAUCCUUACUUUUUAGAUGGUGUUAAAGUAUGUGAUAACGUCUUCGAAGGCUCUAAAUUUAAGUAUCCAGCAAGAAAAAUUGCUCACGAUGCCAACUACCUUAACCAAGCUGCUAACAAGAGACAAUACGAUAGUUCCGGAGGCUUACACAUCAAGAAAAAGCAGAGGUAUUGA
Molecule: messenger RNA, 1212 nt
Organism: Saccharomycopsis crataegensis
Lineage: Eukaryota; Fungi; Ascomycota; Saccharomycetes; Ascoideales; Saccharomycopsidaceae
Gene: SSN3
Product: cyclin-dependent serine/threonine protein kinase SSN3
Exons: 1
Coding region: 1-1212 (403 amino acids)
Biological process (GO): protein phosphorylation
Cellular component (GO): mediator complex; nucleus
Molecular function (GO): cyclin-dependent protein serine/threonine kinase activity; ATP binding
Source: RefSeq, a predicted model, not a curated record